UGGACCAAAAUUCUCUUUUCACACCCUAUAAGAAGAUUACACAACAAGCACAAUCGAAUGAUGAAGUACGUAUAUUGAGUUAACAGACGGGAAAUGGAGUUGGAUAGGUUGAUUACUACUUCAAAGGAUGUUGAAGCAGACGAUGAUGAUAUCAUGGCCCCUGGGUUUCGGUUUCAUCCUACGGACGAAGAGCUUGUAGGAUUUUAUCUUAAAAGGAAAGUAGAGAAGAGACUUAUCAGGAUUGAUCUCAUCAAACACAUUGAUGUCUACAAAUACGAGCCAUGGGAUCUUCCAAAAGAAGCUAGCUGUAGUGCUGGAGAAAGGGAGUGGUACUUCUUCUGUAGAAGAGGAAGAAAGUACAAGAACAGCGUAAGACCUAAUAGGGUCACAAAUUCUGGAUUUUGGAAAGCUACAGGUAUCGACAAGCCAAUAUAUUCUGUCGGGAAACUCCAUUACUGCAUUGGCCUGAAAAAAUCUCUAGUCUAUUACCGAGGAAGUGCCGGAAAAGGCACGAAAACAGACUGGAUGAUGCACGAAUUUCGCCUUCCUGCUAGUGAAAAUACUGCCAAUUUCACCAAUCCUGACGACUGUAAUAUUCAUGAAGCAGAAGUUUGGACUCUUUGUCGAAUAUUCCAGCGAGAAACUCCCUUUAACAAAAAAUGCUUCUCUUCAAAACAGAAGUAUGUUAGUGAUUCAAGUUCUAGCCCUUGUGAAUCAGACAAUCGUAGGCAUACUGAUGAAAGCUUCGAAGUCGCAGCAGUUGAUAAUAAUGUGAACAUUGAAAGUAGAGCUACCAGUGAUCAAUACACCUAUGGAAAUAAUGACCAGUUGUUUGCAGCCCAGCUGAGCUUAAGAAAUCAAGUUCCAUUUACAACACCAUAUCUAAGCUUUUCCAGUCAAAACGGAGACCAACUUUUUGGAGAUGAGAACUGGGAUGAGCUCAGACCAAUGGUUGAGUUUGCUCUUGACCCAUCAAUGCUGUAUAGUAUUAAUUAGAUGCAUAGACGUAGGGUAGACUAUAUUGCUGGUCCUAUUUCCUUUCUCUUGCAAAGAAAAGUCAGUCAUGGUUUUGGUUUUUGAAACGUAGUGUGGGGAAGGGAAGGGGUGGGGUGGGGUGGGAUUCGACGAACGUACAUAGGGUGGCGCACCCCAAUGAUCCUCCGUUUGACCGAAACGAUCAGGCUGCUUCUGUUUAUGCUCCUCUCUUUUUAUUUGCAAGUGUAAUUUCCCUUCAGUUUUCUUAAUGCCCCACCACACCCUCAUUACUCUC
Populus nigra (black poplar) is the source of this 1270-nucleotide messenger RNA. Its product is annotated as transcription factor JUNGBRUNNEN 1-like. The record is from RefSeq and is a predicted model, not a curated record. The transcript has 3 exons. Gene Ontology annotation, biological process: regulation of DNA-templated transcription. Bases 94 to 996 code for a protein of 300 amino acids. Gene Ontology annotation, molecular function: DNA binding. Lineage: Eukaryota; Viridiplantae; Streptophyta; Magnoliopsida; Malpighiales; Salicaceae.